Molecule: messenger RNA, 3885 nt
Organism: Linum tenue
Lineage: Eukaryota; Viridiplantae; Streptophyta; Magnoliopsida; Malpighiales; Linaceae
Source: the annotation of a GenBank genome assembly
CCCACUUUGAUUUCCUCCCCACCACGUCGACACACGGAAAAAGGAAUCCUCUGCAGCAACGCAUACGAAUGGUUUCCAAUCUCUUAAUCAUCCAACCGUCCAAAAACACCCCUAUCACAAUCUAACGGCCACGAAGAAGAAUUUCCCAAACGAUCUCGACGGGUCCCAGCAUGGUUCUCGAAGUAUGCGAUUAUUUCCUCUCUCGUCAUGCAUUUGGAGCAGCAAGUCCAUUGGCCACUAGAGCGUCAGAGCAGUGAGCAUUCCUGGAAAACUUUUUCCUCUCUUUCCCAGGCUCCUUCCCCAGGAAGUUUUCCUUCACACGGUGGCCGGAGCUCGGAAGUUAUUCUUCUCUCUCGCUCUCUUCACGGUGGCCGAGAGACAUGGAGUCUCGUCGGAGGAUCCCGCUCGGAAAUAGACCAACGCUGAAGACGCCGACCUCGGCUACCGAUGAUGAUUCUGGUCUUGCAAACUUUAAGCGGAUUAUGGAGGAAUUGAAUGCCGGUGCGUAUGGAAGCGUUAGUGAUACGAUACGGGAUCUCUGCAAGCGGAAACUUGCUGAAUUCUCUAAACGUUCGGCCGCGAAGAUGGAUGCUGCUGCUUCGAGUAAUGUUCCUGAUGCGAAAAGGAUUCGGGGCAUGAACGGUUUAAAGGAGCAUCAUGAUGUCUGCUGCAUCUCUGGGCCAGCAGCUGCUGCACAUACAGUUGUGAUUCUAGAUUCUGACGAAGAAGAUAAUGGAGAAGACACAGCCAACGGUCAGUUUCAGGGUGUUGUGCAGACUAAGCUUGAGGAACAGUGUUUCUCUGAUACGGAGGUAAGAGAAUCUAUAGCGACUUCAUCGCCAAAACAUGCUGUCGCUGAUGAUACUGCUGCCUGCAAAGGAGAUGAAGCUGCCCGAACUGAUAUUGAGCCUGACAAAGAGAAGGACAAGAUGAAUUGUGUGAUUCCUCCUAAUUUAUGUCAAGAUGAGAAGACGAUCAUAGAUUUGGAAACUUCAGACACACAGCAUGCUGAUGUGGGUGACUACUCUGUAACAAGUGGUGCACCAGCUCAAGCAGAAGAAACUGUUGUGGUCUUGGAUCUCGAUGAGAAUGAAUCCGAUGGCAGUGUCGUGGACAUGGAUAUUUCCCCCUUGCGUGAGGUUGUCCUGGCAAGUCAAUUUGGAGAAUUUUCUGCGGAGAAAGAGGUUGGAGACUCUAUUGAGAUCGGAAUUCUAACCUCGGAGAACCUUCCUGAUGGUACUUACUGCAAGGAAAACUGUAAGUCAGGAAGCGUUGCCGAUGAAACUGGCGGCAAGGGGAAUGAGGCUGAUCGCACUGACUGCAAAGAAGAUACGGCUGUUAGUAAUGGUGAGAAAAAUGAUGAUCCGAUGCUUAGAGAGACUGGACCGAAAACUCGUGCUGAUGAUACUAACCACAAGGAAGAUUCAGUUCUUGACACUCGCGCGACCAAUAAAGAACUUGCUUUCUGGCAUCCUGAAGAUGACAGUACACAAAGUGACAGUGAUGAAGAUGGUUUGGGGAACCUAUGGAAUGAGAUGGCCAUAGCAUCGAAAUUCACUGGGGAACCCGAGGAGUAUCCUCCGUCUAACUUAUCAAUCGAAGAUGAUGAUGAUGAUAGCUGUGACCAUGAUUACAUUCACAAGGAAGACAUUGGCGAUGUAUGUCGCAUUUGUGGGUUUGUAGGUCGAGACAUCACUUCAGUAAUUGACGUCCAGUUCUUUAAGGCGAAAAAGUAUGUGCGCAACUAUGCUUCCAGUUCCCGGAAUGCCAAGGAUAAGACCACGAACGAGGAGAUUCGAGUUCAGGAGGAUGACGUUACAGCCGCCGCCAUGUACCCUCAUCCAAGGCACCAGAAGCAAAUGAAGCCUCAUCAAGAAGAAGGCUUCAAGUUCCUCUGCAGCAACUUGGUCUCCGAUGAUCCUGGGGGAUGCAUAUUAGCUCAUGCACCUGGAUCAGGCAAAACCUUCUUGAUCAUCAGCUUCAUCCAAAGCUUCCUUGCCAGAUACCCCAAGGCUCGACCACUUGUUGUGCUCCCGAAAUCAAUCCUGCAUACCUGGAGGAAAGAGUUCGAGAAGUGGAAUGUGGAAGACUUUCCCAUUUAUGAUUUCUACACUUCGAAAGCUGAGGGUCGUGCUCAGCAACUGGAGGUCCUCAAAAAUUGGGUUGAUCAGAAAAGUGUGCUUCUCUUGGGUUACAUGCAAUUAUCCUCCAUUAUAUGCGACGAGGGGACAACCAUGGAGUGUACCAACUGUCAGAACAUUCUCCUACAUCAACCAUCCCUUCUCGUUCUGGACGAAGGCCACACUCCGAGGAAUGAGGGGACAAAUGUUCUCCAAUCUCUGGUGAAAAUUCGGACACCGAGAAAGAUCGUGCUCUCAGGCACCCUCUAUCAGAAUCACGUCCAGGAAGUUUUCAAUGUACUGAAAAUCGUUCGUCCCAGCUUCCUGAAGCUAAACGACACUCCAUCCAUCGUCAAGCGCAUUCUCAGCAAAGCAUCCAUACCAACAGGGAAGAAGGUUAGAGGUAGCGGCGCCGAUGCCACGUUCUACGAGGCCGUGGAGCAUACUUUGCAACAAGACGGUGACUUCAAGAGCAAGGUCUCCCUAAUCCAGGACCUCCGAGAGAUGACCAGAAAAGUCCUCCAUUACUUCAAAGGUGAUUUCUUGAGUGAGCUUCCAGGGCUGGUCGACUUGACCGUGGUGCUCAAGCUCACAGACAGGCAGAAGCACGAGGUGGAGGAGAUGAAGAAAGUGAAGUGUAAAUUCACGAGAGCCGUGGUUGGUGGUUUAGUCUGGCUUCACCCGAAACUGAAGAACCUGAAGAAGAAACUGAAACCUGCAGCUACUAUCGAGAACGACGCCAUGGACAAGCUGCUGGAGGAUCUAGACACCAGAGACGGAGUGAAAACCAAGUUCUUCCUCAACAUGUUGGCUCUAUGCGAGACGAACAAUGAGAAGAUGGUGAUCUUCAGCCAGUACCUACCGCCACUGAAGUUCUUGGAGAGGCUGCUGACGAAGCUGAAGGGCUGGACUCUGGGAAGGGAGAUGUUCAUGAUAAGUGGGGACUCGUCCUCUGAACAGAGAGAAAGGUCUGUGGAACACUUCAACAACUCCACGAAUGCUAAGGUUUUCUUCGGGUCAAUUAAGGCGUGUGGCGAAGGGAUUUCAUUGGUUGGAGGGUCGAGAGCGAUCAUUUUAGAUGUUCAUCUGAACCCUGCUGUCACUCGUCAGGCUAUAGGGCGAGCGUUUCGGCCAGGACAGACGAAGGUGGUGUACGUCUACAGGCUGAUCGCUGGUGGAUCCCCGGAGGAGGAAGACUACAAUACGUGCUUCAGGAAGGAAGCAAUCUCGAAGCUGUGGUUCGAGUGGCACGAGUUCUGUGGGUUUAAGGAUUUCAAGGUGGACUGUGUUGAGUUGCAUAAGUGUGGUGAUAUGUUCAUGGAGAGUCCUUUGAUUGCUGCAGAUGUACGUGAUCUGCACAGAAGGUAGAUCGUGAUUCUGACUAGGGAAACCCAAAUUGAAGAAGCUGAAGUAUAGGUAUUAGGUGACCCUUUUUUUUGCUAGUGGAUCGUUUUGCAACUACAGACUGCUCUUCUGUUGUAACUCCAAUUCUCUUCCUGUCAAAGUUACCUCUAAUUCUCACCCCAAACCUUAAACGUGGAGGUUUAGGGAGGCUAAUUUUAGUCGUUGCUGACCACUUUUGCGUCGUUCUAUGAGGUGUUUUGGUUAUAUGUAUAUAUGCGGUUCUUGGGGAGAUCAGAUGAACUAAUUUAGCAGAUUAUUGUGGUCUUUACAUCAAACAGCAUCUGGUUUUGUGUAAUGCUAACCAUUAACUAGCAUCAGAGCCGUCCUUAUUGGUCGAGUUUUCUCGUACUUGGUUCGCAAC